AUGUAUCCUCUAAUAUCUAAUAUUUAUGCAUGUGCUGGUAAAUGGAAGGAGGCCAGAAGGGUGGGAGAUUUCAUGGCAGAUGGAAACAUUAAGAAGAUGCCAGGUUGUAGUUUAAUUGAAGUGGAUAUUGUAGUACAUGAGUUUGUAGUCGGGGAAAAGUUGCACCGGCAAAUCGAAGAAAUCAAGAGCGUGCUUGAUGAGAUGCACAGAGAGGUGAAGCAAAGUGGGCAUAAACCUGAUACAUCACUAGUGUUGUAUGAUAUAGAAGAUGAGGAAAAGGAACAUGCUAUUGGAGUCCAUAUUGAGAAGCUCUCAAUUGCUUUUGGGCUUCUUAGUUUGAGUCCAAUGAUCCCCAUUCGAAUAGUAAAGAACAUUAAUAUGUAUGGAGACUGUCGUGUGUUCAUCAAAUAA
This is a messenger RNA of Amborella trichopoda, 411 nucleotides long. Lineage: Eukaryota; Viridiplantae; Streptophyta; Magnoliopsida; Amborellales; Amborellaceae. The record is from RefSeq and is a predicted model, not a curated record.